AUGUACGCGAGAAAUUUUCGUUCCAAGACUUUGCAAGUUAACAAAAAAAUCAUUGGAUCUUGUUCGGGCUGUAAACGAUUCAGACUGACACCAGCGCAGGUACCUUGUCCUGGUCCCCUUCCGGAGACAAGAACAGACCCAUCCAAUACAUUUGAAAUCAUUGGCGUUGAUUUCGCAGAACCCAUAACGUACAGAAAAAAUAAAAGAGAAGGGAAAUCCUACAUCGUUUUAUAUUCAUGUUCUCUGACACUGGCAGUAUUUCUUGAUCUCGUGCCUAGCUUGGAAACCAGUGAAUUCAUCAAGAGCUUUAAACGUCUUGUGGCUAGAAGAGGAAAACCCUCCAUCAUAUACUCGGAUAACGCUACCACCUUCGUGGCAGCGUCAAAGUGGCUGAAGAGUGUACAAAAAGACAGACAGCUUAAUCACUUUCUCAACAAAGAAUUAGUGUCGUGGCGGUUCAAUCUCAGUAGGGCUCCCUGGUGCGGAGGUCAGUUUGAACGGUUAAUAGGAUUGAUGAAGAGCUGCUUCUAUAGGGCUAUUGGAAACGGUGAGUUAACUUGGGAUGAGUUGUCUGUAGUUUUAUUGGAUGUGGAAUUAGCGAUAAACAGUAGACAGCUUUGUUAUAUGUAG
This is a messenger RNA of Xenia sp. Carnegie-2017, 630 nucleotides long. RefSeq lists its product as uncharacterized. Gene Ontology annotation, biological process: DNA integration. Gene Ontology annotation, molecular function: nucleic acid binding. Lineage: Eukaryota; Metazoa; Cnidaria; Anthozoa; Malacalcyonacea; Xeniidae. The coding region runs from base 1 to 630 and encodes 209 amino acids. The record is from RefSeq and is a predicted model, not a curated record. The transcript has a single exon.